GCAGCUCCUGGGCGGAAAGAACAGGUUAGACAUCGGACAGGAGCUGCUGCAGGAGGAGCCGCGGCCCCGGGGCCGGGUCACAGCCAGACCGGGAAUUUCUUCAGGAUUAAAUAGUGAGGCUGGUCUAGAUGUCGACUCCUACAGAUUCCUCUGGUGGGAUGCCUCACCCUGGACCAUCUCCAGGACCAUCUCCUGGACCCAUUCUAGGCCCGAGCCCAGGACCAGGCCCCUCACCAGGUUCAGUACACAGUAUGAUGGGUCCGAGUCCUGGGCCUUCAAAUGUAACGCAUGCAAUGACACCUCAGGGCCAAAGUGACUACCAGCAGGACAGCAUGCACCAGAUGCACAAGCCUAUGGAUGCAAUGCAUGACAAGGGCAUGGCUGAAGAAAUGCAUUACGGUCAGAUGAAAGGCAUGGGCAUGAGGCCUGCUCAUGCUGGAAUGGGCCCACCUCAGAGUCCUAUGGACCAGCAUUCUCAAGGAUAUAUGUCUCCUCAUCCAUCUCCGAUGAGUGUACCAGAACAUGUGCCUAGUCCGCUUUCAGCGGGUGGCCCCACUCCUCCUCAGAUUCCACCAACUCAGACUGUUCCGAUGAUGCAAGGAGACCCUCAAGCUAUGCCUCAGCAGAACAGAGGCACUUCACCCUUCAAUCCAGUUCAGCUUCACCAACUGAGAGCUCAGAUUCUAGCAUACAAAAUGCUUGCAAGAGGUCAACCUUUGCCUGAUAACCUACAGCUUGCUGUUCAGGGAAAGCGGUCACUACCCAGUAUGCCACAACAGGCAGCCCCAGUUGCCUACAACAGACCACCCAGUAUGGGCAUGCACUCAAUGGCUGGGCAGUCUGCAGGACCUUCACAAGGAAUGCCAGGACAUGUUCCUAAGCCCUGGACAGAAGGGCAAGCUAAUGAGAUGGGUGUUCCUAAUACUCCUCAAAAGAUGCCACCUCAGGCUAUGUGUGGAAGACCUUCUCCUGCACCAGCUGUGCAAUCAGCUGUGUCUGGCCCUGGAGCUUCACUUCCACAACAGCCAGUUGUCCAGCCUUCACCUGCUAUACAACUUCAACAGAAGCAAAAUCGUAUAACGCCAAUCCAGAAACCACAGGGCUUGGAUCCUGUUGAAAUUCUUCAGGAACGUGAAUACAGGCUUCAGGCUCGAAUUGCUCAUCGAAUUCAAGAACUUGAAAACCUACCUGGAUCUUUGCCACCGGAUUUGCGCAAUAAAGCUACUGUUGAAUUGAAGGCUCUUCGUCUACUGAACUUCCAGCGGCAGUUGAGGCAAGAGGUGGUAGCCUGCAUGCGCCGUGACACGACUCUGGAAACGGCACUUAAUGUAAAGGCAUACAAACGCAGCAAGCGCCAGUCACUGCGGGAGGCUCGUAUCACAGAAAAGCUGGAGAAGCAGCAAAAGAUCGAACAAGAGCGUAAGCGCAGGCAGAAACAUCAGGAAUAUCUCAACAGCAUUCUGCAACAUGCAAAGGACUUCAAAGAGUAUCACCGUUCAGUUACUGGAAAAAUACAAAAGCUCUCCAGAGCCAUUGGCACUUGGCAUGCCAACACUGAACGUGAGCAGAAGAAAGAAACUGAGAGGAUUGAGAAAGAAAGAAUGAGGAGGCUGAUGGCAGAAGAUGAAGAAGGCUACCGCAAGCUGAUUGAUCAGAAAAAGGAUAAGCGUCUGGCAUACCUACUUCAACAAACUGACGAGUAUGUUGCAAGCCUCACGAAACUGGUCUACGAGCACAAGGCUGCCCAGGCAGCUAAAGAGAAGAAAAAGAAGAAGAAGAAAAAGAGGCAGAAAACUGAGGAACCUGGAGAAGGAAUGAGCUCCAGCCUUGGUCCUGAUGGAGAGCUUUUGGAUGAAAGUAGUCAGAUGAGUGAUUUGCCAGUCAAGGUUAUUCACGCUGAAACUGGUAAAGUUCUCCAGGGUCCAGAGGCUCCGAAAGCUGCCCAAUUGGAUACCUGGCUUGAAAUGAAUCCAGGGUACGAAGUAGCCCCUCGAUCAGACAGUGAGGCGAGUGGGUCAGAAUAUGAAGAGGAAGAGGAGGAUGAAGAAGCCCUACUUGCGCCUGGCACUGAAAAAAAGAUCAUUGGCCCGAACAUUGAAGACGUAUCAGACUUUUUCGCCAAACAGAUAAUUGAAUGUGCUAAACAAGAUGUUGACGAUGAAUAUAGCAUGAGAGCAGGGAUGAAGGGUUCCCAGUCAUAUUAUGCAGUGGCUCACGCAGUGACUGAGCGGAUAGAGAAACAAUCCAGUCUCCUUAUCAAUGGAAUGCUGAAGCAGUAUCAGCUUCAAGGACUGGAAUGGCUGGUUUCUCUGUACAACAACAAUCUGAAUGGCAUUCUGGCAGAUGAAAUGGGCCUGGGAAAGACUAUCCAGACUAUAGGACUAAUCGCUUACCUGAUGGAGCACAAGAGACUUAACGGACCUUAUCUCAUCAUUGUACCUCUCUCAACUUUGUCCAACUGGGUUUAUGAAUUUGAUAAGUGGGCACCAUCAGUUGUGAAGAUUUCGUACAAGGGAACUCCAGCUCUGCGACGGUCAUUUGUUCCAACGCUACGCAAUGGAAAAUUCAAUGUUCUUCUAACCACAUAUGAAUACAUCAUUAAGGAUAAACAUGUCCUUGCCAAGCUUCGAUGGAAAUACAUGAUCGUAGAUGAGGGUCAUCGUAUGAAGAAUCACCACUGCAAGCUGACGCAGGUGUUGAACACACAUUAUGUUGCACCUCGUAGGGUUCUCUUGACUGGAACUCCAUUGCAGAACAAACUGCCAGAACUCUGGGCCCUUCUAAACUUUCUGCUGCCGACCAUCUUUAAAAGCUGCAACACCUUUGAACAAUGGUUCAAUGCUCCAUUUGCCAUGACUGGAGAAAGGGUAGACUUGAAUGAGGAGGAAACUAUCCUCAUUAUCAGACGUCUCCACAAAGUGCUGCGUCCUUUUCUACUGAGGAGGCUGAAAAAAGAAGUGGAAUCCCAAUUACCAGAAAAGGUUGAAUAUGUCAUCAAAUGUGACAUGUCUUCUCUACAGAAGGUUCUGUAUCGUCACAUGCAAGCUAAGGGAAUUCUUCUAACUGACGGUUCUGAGAAGGAUAAAAAGGGUAAAGGUGGUGCUAAGACCCUCAUGAAUACCAUAAUGCAGCUGAGAAAGAUAUGCAAUCAUCCCUUCAUGUUCCAGCACAUAGAGGAAUCAUUUGCUGAACAUUUGGGUUACAGUGGAGGAAUCAUCACUGGUCCUGACCUUUAUCGAGCUUCAGGAAAGUUUGAGCUAUUGGAUCGUAUUUUACCAAAACUACGAGUUACGGGUCACAGAGUACUGCUGUUCUGCCAGAUGACUUCGCUGAUGACCAUCAUGGAAGACUAUUUUGCUUACAGGAGCUUCCUGUACUUGCGCCUCGAUGGUACAACUAAGGCAGAGGACCGUGGUGCUUUGCUAAAGAUGUUCAACGAGCCAGGCUCAAAGUAUUUCAUUUUCUUGUUGAGUACCCGAGCUGGUGGCCUGGGCCUGAACCUCCAGGCUGCGGAUACGGUCGUUAUCUUUGACAGUGACUGGAACCCACACCAGGAUUUGCAAGCCCAAGAUCGAGCUCAUCGUAUUGGACAGCAAAAUGAAGUCCGUGUUCUGCGCCUUUGCACUGUUAACAGUGUAGAGGAGAAGAUCCUGGCUGCUGCCAAAUACAAACUGAACGUGGAUCAGAAAGUUAUCCAGGCCGGUAUGUUUGAUCAAAAAUCUUCAAGCCAUGAGCGUCGAGCUUUCCUGCAGGCUUUGCUGGAACAUGAGGAGCAGAAUGAGGGGGACACGAUUUCGUCUUCCUGCAGUGCUACCUGGGAAGAAGAUGAGGUUCCUGACGAUGAGACCCUGAAUCAAAUGAUUGCAAGGCACGAAGAGGAGUUUGAAUUAUUCAUGCGCAUGGAUCUAGAACGGCGGAGAGAAGACGCACGCAAUCCUAAACGCAAGCCUAGGCUGAUGGAAGAGGAUGACCUGCCAUCCUGGAUCAUCAAGGAUGAUGCAGAAGUUGAACGGUUGACUUGUGAGGAGGAGGAGGAGAAGAUGUUCGGACGAGGUUCACGUAUGCGCAGGGACGUGGACUACAGUGAUGCUCUUACAGAGAAGCAGUGGCUAAGGGCAAUUGAAGAUGGUAAUCUAGAAGAAAUGGAAGAGGAAAUUCGCCAGAAGAAAGCACGCAAACGCAGAAGAAAUGUAGAUAAAGAUUCAUCAAAGGAUGAAGGAAAGAAGAAAAAGAAGAGAGGCAGACCUCCAGCCGAAAAACUGUCUCCAAACCCACCAAAGGUCACAAAGCAGAUGUCUGUAAUUAUAGAUACAGUUAUAAACUACAGAGAUGGUAUGGGUCGACAGUUGAGCGAGGUUUUCAUCCAACUACCCUCUCGAAAAGAGCUGCCUGAAUACUACGAGCUUAUCCGAAAACCUGUGGAUUUCAAGAAGAUAAAG
Callorhinchus milii (elephant shark) is the source of this 4439-nucleotide messenger RNA. It is a transcript of the gene smarca2, whose product is annotated as SWI/SNF related, matrix associated, actin dependent regulator of chromatin, subfamily a, member 2. The record is from RefSeq and is a predicted model, not a curated record. Gene Ontology annotation, cellular component: nucleus. Gene Ontology annotation, molecular function: DNA binding; ATP binding; histone binding. NCBI's taxonomy places the organism in Eukaryota, Metazoa, Chordata, Chondrichthyes, Chimaeriformes, Callorhinchidae. Gene Ontology annotation, biological process: positive regulation of transcription by RNA polymerase II.